Molecule: messenger RNA, 2533 nt
Organism: Prinia subflava (tawny-flanked prinia)
Lineage: Eukaryota; Metazoa; Chordata; Aves; Passeriformes; Cisticolidae
Gene: ST6GALNAC6
Product: ST6 N-acetylgalactosaminide alpha-2,6-sialyltransferase 6
Exons: 6
Coding region: 542-1684 (380 amino acids)
Biological process (GO): oligosaccharide metabolic process; ganglioside biosynthetic process
Molecular function (GO): alpha-N-acetylgalactosaminide alpha-2,6-sialyltransferase activity
Source: RefSeq, a predicted model, not a curated record
CGGCUCUCCCCAUCCCGGGAGGGGGGCACUAGGAUCCAGUGGCUCUCCCGAUCCUGGGAGGGCGGCACUAGGACCCGGCGGUGCUCUCCCAUCCCGGGAAGGCGGCACUAGGACCCGGCCUGGGCGGCGGCAGCGGCGCGGUCAGUAUCGGCAGCGAUAUCAGUGACAGCGGCGGCAGCGUUAUCAAUAUCGGCAUUGAUAUCAAUAUCGGCACUGAUACCGAUAUCGGCGCGGUACUGGGGCGCACGGCACGGCGGAGCGGUCGGUGCACCCCGCGCGUCCCCGCCGGGCCCGUUCAGCCGUGCAGGGGCGGAACGCGCCGUGGCCGGGCGGGGGAGCGGCCCCUGCCCCCGCGGCCGGUGCACGGGGGAUGGAGGGAGCGACAAUGUGAGCCCCGGUCCGGCCAUGGCCGAGCCCGCCGGAGGGGCCGGGCAGCGCCCGCCGCCCGCGGGGCGCAGGAGGUGACGGCUCCUCAUGACAGCCCCCGCCAGGUGCUCGCGGGACGCCAGCGACCACUGUGUGCUGAGGCCGGCACAGAGACAUGAGUGGCAGCACGAGCCAGCGCGCCGCCGCCCUGGGGGUCCUCUUUGCCCUGAUCAUGUUGCUGAUCAUCUACAGCUCUGGCAACGGCAACGAGGUCUUCCCCUACAGCCGCCUGCGGGGCAGAGCCCGCCGGCCCCCCGACCUCAAGAAGUGGGGGGUGAAAAGCGGGUACCUGCCUGUGUGUGGGAACAAGACCCUGACUGCCCGCUGCCACCAAUGCGUCAUUGUCACCAGCUCCAGCCACCUCCUGGGCACCCACCUGGGCACGGUCAUCGAUGGGGCUGAGUGCACCAUCCGCAUGAACGAUGCUCCCACCACGGGCUACAAUGCUGAUGUGGGCAAUAAGACCAGCUUCCGUGUGGUGGCCCACUCCAGCCUCUACCGUGUCCUCAAGCGGCCCCAGGAGUUUGUCAACAAGACCCCAGAGACCAUCUUCAUCUUCUGGGGGCCGCCCACCAAGAUGCAGAAGAGCCUCCUGAAGAUCAUCCAGCGCGUCUGCGCCUCGUUCCCCAACAUGACAGCCUACGUUGUCUCCCCUGGCCGCAUGAAGCAGUUCGAUGACCUGUUUCGGGGAGAGACAGGGAAGGACAGGGAGAAGUCUCGCUCGUGGCUCAGCACUGGCUGGUUCACCAUGGUGAUCGCGGUGGAGCUGUGCGACGCCGUCCACGUCUACGGCAUGGUGCCACCCACCUACUGCGGGCAAGGAAACCCCCCAGGCCCCCACCCCGGCGCCCUGACCCCACCAUGGGGCUCACCCAAUGUUUCUCUCCCCACUGCAGCGGCCACCCCCCACCCCGCCGCCUGCCCUACCACUACUACGAGCCGAAGGGCCCCGACGAGUGCACAACCUACAUCCACAACGAGCGGAGCCGCAGGGGCAACCACCACCGCUUCAUCACCGAGAAGAGGGUCUUUGCCAGCUGGGCCGGCCUGUACAACAUCACCUUCUCGCACCCCACCUGGACCUAGGGGGUGCCCCACGCCUGCUGGGCAGACCCCUGGAGCUGGGAUGGAUGGGGGUUCCCCUGCAUCCCCCCCGGAGCGGUGGGAGCCAGGCAUCAGGGUGCCACCAGCUGCCUCUCUCUGGACAGCUGCUGUUGUGCGUGGUGGCUCCUUGCACCUGGGAUGUGUUGGGUUUUGAGCUGGUUUUUGGGGGCCAGGUGAUGAAUGUAAGGUUUGGGGUGUCCCCGCUCCAUGUGCAGGAUGCUUGGGCAUGAUGUCCUGCCCCAUCCUGGUCCAUGCACAUUGCAGCCCCUGUGAGCCUGUAAGGGGGUUCCACGUGCCCUCGGCUCAGUUUGGUUUGCACCAGUUCUGGGGUCACCACAGAGACUUUCCCCCAACUGAGUGGGUGGACAGACCCCCUCUUGGAGCUCAGCCCCCUCUGCCAUCCCCACCCCCUCAUCCCAGUCCUCAGUCAUCCUUCCCACAGCAGAAGCCCACAGUUUUUGGUGGGACGCCACAGGGGUGACAUUGCCACCCUCCCUGUCCCAGCACCCCAAAAACACCAGCCCCUCCCAGCACCGCUGUGCCCCACACUGCCAACACCUUUUCUAGCUGACAGAUGGGAUUUUUGGGAGCUUUUUGGGAAUUUUGGCUUUUUUUCUCCCCGCUUCUAAUCCUGGGGUUUGUACUUGGGUUUCCUGGACGAAGGAGUGAGCAGGAGCAGCUCAUUAGUGGUAAUAAAGGGCCAGCAAGCUGCUUACAAACAACUUAGAAGUGAGCAGGUAGUGAGAGGCAGUGGUGCCUCUCGGCACCCUGUGGCUGGGACAGGACUUUGUUAUUAAUUUCUCAGCAGCAGAGAAGUUGAUCUGGGGAAAGCACCUGAAUAUGGUGUGUUUGGGUGCUUGAGCCUUGGCAGGACUCCAUUCCUCAGGUUUCCCUCUGGCUGUGGCUGGGCUUUUGGGGGCUCGGUGCUGGGGGAAGCAGUGGGGCACCCAUGUUUUGUAAUUGUUUGUACAGAAAUAAAUAUUGCUGCAGUCUGUUACCUUGA